Molecule: messenger RNA, 1477 nt
Organism: Lampris incognitus (smalleye Pacific opah)
Lineage: Eukaryota; Metazoa; Chordata; Actinopteri; Lampriformes; Lampridae
Gene: pbk
Product: PDZ binding kinase
Exons: 7
Coding region: 56-1057 (333 amino acids)
Biological process (GO): protein phosphorylation
Molecular function (GO): ATP binding; protein serine/threonine kinase activity
Source: RefSeq, a predicted model, not a curated record
CGGACUUGUUUUCAUCACGCCCCCGAGAGAGACGGUCGCCUUGUGAGACGAGAAAAUGGACUCUCCCGCCAGCCUGAUCAAUACGGGGCUAUUCGACACGCCCACCGUGCUGCGGGUUAGGUCUCAGGCCGGGACCCCCGUCACCAUCCCGUCCUCCCCUUUCAUGAAGAGGUUGGGCUGUGGGACCGGCGUAAACGUUUACCUCCUCAAUAGAGGAGGUAAGCUGAACAUGUCACCCUGGGCUGUGAAGAAGAUCAACAGUAGAUGUGCUGCAAAGCAGCUGGGCGUUUACCAAGCGCGACUCAACGAGGAGGCAAAGAUCCUGAAGGAACUAAAGCAUCCAAACAUCGUUGGUUUCCGCGCCUUCACAAAAGCAACAGAUGGCUCCAACUGCCUUGCCAUGGAGUAUGGGGGAGAGCAGUCCCUCAAUGACUUGAUUGAGAAGAGGAGGGAAAAUGGCCUCAAGGCUUUUCCGCCUGCCGUCGUAGAGACUGUGGCAUUGCACAUGGCCCGAGGCCUGCAGUACCUUCAUGAGAAGAAGCUGCUCCACGGUGACAUAAAAUCAUGUAAUGUGGUCAUCAAGGGCAACUUUGAGACUGUCAAGAUUUGUGACGUAGGAGUUUCUCUCCAACUGGAUGAGAAUAUGAGAGUGGAAGAACCCAACGCAGAGUACAUUGGCACAGAGCCAUGGAAGCCAAAGGAGGCUUUGGAGGAGGGAGGGGAGAUCACAGACAAGGCUGACAUCUUCGCUUAUGGUCUGACUCUAUGGGAGAUGAUGACCUUGGCCAUGCCUCAUCUGGAGAUGUUAGAGAAUGAGUUUGAGGAGGAAGGUGACUCCAUGGUGGAGAGUUUUGAUGAGGACGCCUACUAUGACAGGCUGGGGACACGGCCGAUGCUGGACACCGACGCUCUGGGCUCAGGAUACCAGAAGAUAGUGGAGCUUUUCUAUUUGUGUACCGAGGAGGACCCUAGAAAGCGUCCCUCUGCCACCCAGAUUGUCCAAGCUUUGGAGAGUAACGUCCCAGUAGAGUCACCAGAGGUCAUUGUUAUUGACUGAUCGAGACAAGGUUCUGCAGCAAGUUUGUUCAGCUGAUUUUUGUUUUUGUUUUCUCGCUCCACCGACUGACCUGGAGAAAGACGUAGCCCAAAGUUGCUCUUAGUUUCAAGCCUUAUUUUGUAUUUAUCGUUCUAAGCCCAUACUUAAAAAUGUUUAAAGAGGCUAUCGUUGUCAAGUUAGGUGAAUAACCAUUUGUUUAGUAGUGAAAUUACAAGUUGUCGAUGCUCACCAGUUUUUACAUUCAAUUUCUGUAGUUCUGACUUAAGAGGAUAGCCCUCAGGCUCCGUUUCCAUUGAGACGUUCAACUUAACUAUGCUAACCAAGAACUUGGAGGCUACGUGAAUGCUUGCGAGAAACCUUGCUGGUUUACUUUGCUACUCAUAUUUCAUCACAUCUUUUACUGUUGCUAUCCUCUGUGUA